This is a messenger RNA of Microthlaspi erraticum, 1341 nucleotides long. NCBI's taxonomy places the organism in Eukaryota, Viridiplantae, Streptophyta, Magnoliopsida, Brassicales, Brassicaceae. The record is from the annotation of a GenBank genome assembly.
AUGGGAGUAAUGAUGGAGAAAAGAACGAUGAUGAUAAUGAUGCUUGUGAUGGUGGCGAUACUGACGUGGCAGAAGGAAUGCCAUGGAUGGGGAGCAAUAGAAGCAGAGGAUCUGGAUACAAGUGAAGCAGAGAAUGUUAAAAACGCUGCCCAGACCGCUAAAAAUGUGGCGGCCGAGACCGCUCAUGACGCCAAGGACAAAUCCGCGUCUUGGGCUGGUUGGGUUUCUGAUAAAAUCUCUACAGGAUUGGGAAACAAGAAAGAUGAAGCAGAAGAAGCGGCGGAACCGGCCAAGAACUACGCUUACAACAAGGCUGGAUCAGCCUAUGACAAUGCAGGUUACGCCAAGGACUUUGCAUCUGACAAGGCUGGAUCUGCUUACGACUCUGCUCAAAACGCAAAACAUUAUACCUAUGAUAAGGCCGGUGAUGCAAAGGACAUGGCCUUUGACAAGGCACGUCAAGCCAAAGAUAUGGCUUACGACAAGGCUGGUCAAGCCAAGGACAUGGCUUACGACAAAGCGGGAUCAGCGUACGACAAGGCAGGUGAAGCCAAAGAUAUGGCCUAUGACAAGGCUGGUCAAGCCAAAGAUUUGGCUUAUGACAAGGCUGGUCAAGCCAAAGAUUUGGCUUACGACAAGGCAGGAUCAGCCAAAGAUAUGGCCUAUGACAAGGCUGGUCAAGCCAAGGAUAUGGCUUAUGACAAAGCCGGAUCAGCCUAUGAUAAGGCUGGCCAAGCCAAAGAUAUGGCUUACGACAAGGCCGGCCAAGCCAAGGACAUGGCUUAUGACAAAGCCGGAUCAGCUUACGACAAGGCAGGAUCAGCCAAAGAUAUGGCCUACGACAAGGCAGGUCAAGCUAAGGAUAUGGCAUAUGACAAGGCUGGUCAAGCUAAGGAUAUGGCUUACGACAAGGCAGGAUCAGCCUACGAGAAGGCCGGUCAAGCAAAGGACGCUGUGAAUGAAAAAGCAGAUGAUGUGAUUAGGAUGGCCACGGAUAAGGGAGAGGAAGCUAAAGAAAUGGCUUAUGGAACGUACGAAAAAGCUAAAGAAGGGUCCAAGAAGGCGAAGGACAUGGCGUCGGAUAAAGCUGAGAAUGUUAGAGAAACCGCAGGGCGAGCGAUGGACUAUGGUAAAGAGAAAGCAGCGGACUCAUACGGAUCAGGGAGUGAAGCAGCCGGAAAAUUCGAGGAGGCACUGUAUAAGGUUGGGGAGAGGUAUGGUGCAGCCAAGGAGUCAAUGUCGGAGAAAGCAAAAGAAGCUUAUGAGAGUGCAAAGGAGAAGGCUUCGGAUGCUGCUGGAGAGUACGGUGCAUAUAUGAGAGACCGUAAUGCUGAGCUUUAG